This is a messenger RNA of Dioscorea cayenensis subsp. rotundata (Guinea yam), 747 nucleotides long. RefSeq lists its product as uncharacterized. The record is from RefSeq and is a predicted model, not a curated record. Lineage: Eukaryota; Viridiplantae; Streptophyta; Magnoliopsida; Dioscoreales; Dioscoreaceae. Bases 1 to 747 code for a protein of 248 amino acids. The transcript has a single exon.
AUGACCCACGUGCUAUGCGGGUCCUUAUUCGCUAAGCAUUUUCAAUAUCAAUUUGGUCAAAAGAGAGCAUCUAGAUUCAAAGUGGACUUUGGGAAGCUAUUUGAACAUAAGUCAUAUGUUGAUUUGCCUCAGGUGGAGAUUCCAUUUACGCUGGAGGAAAUCAAAAGUGUGGUGUUUGAUUUGGGUCAUGAUAAAGCACCGGGCCCUAAUGGCUUUCCUCAGUUUUUUUGUUUUUUCAAACAUUUAUGGGACACGAUUAAGGAAGAUCUCUGGAGGCUUUGUGAUGACUUCUUCUUUGGUAAAGCAAAUCUAAAAAGAAUAAACUGGGCUUGUAUUGCCCUUAUCCCAAAGGUGGACACUCUAGGGGCCCCAGGGGACUAUCGACCCAUCAGCAUGAUUAAUUCCACUUUGAAAAUUAUCUCAAAGUUGAUAGCGACUCCUCUGGACAAGGUCAUUAACGGGCUGGUAGACGUUGAACAGUCUGUCUUUUUAAAGGGGAGAUAUAACCUGGACAACAUUGCUUCGCUGGAGGAGUUAAUUUUCAGUAUCCAUAAGUGGAGAAUGCAUGGUCAUAUAUUGAAAGUGGAUUUUGCUAAAGCGUUUGAUAUGAUGGACUGGGAUUUCUUACUUGAUCUGCUCAAGGCUAGAGGUUUUUGGGAGCGUUGGGGUGGAUGGAUCUGGAGUAUUCUGGUUUCCUCGAAGGCCAUUGUCCUUAUUAAUGGUUCCCCACAUGGUUAUGUGCGCUAG